CUCAUGUGAACGACGCUUCCUGCACCCAGAUGAGCCCCCCAGGGCUGACGGGGCAUUUUCGGCCCAGAUAGCCGGUGGGCUCCCACCCACACCCGCCCCCCCCGCCCAUCAGAAUGCCGUCCACCAGCCGAGCGGGCAGCCUGAAGGACCCGGAGAUCGCCGAGCUGUUUUACAAAGAAGAUCCGGAGAAGCUCUUCACCGACCUCCGGGAGAUCGGCCAUGGAAGCUUUGGAGCCGUUUAUUUUGCACGGGAUGUGCGCACCAACGAAGUGGUGGCCAUCAAGAAAAUGUCUUACAGUGGGAAGCAAUCAAACGAGAAAUGGCAGGAUAUCAUUAAGGAAGUGAAGUUCCUCCAACGGAUUAAACAUCCAAACAGUAUAGAGUACAAAGGCUGCUACCUGCGGGAUCACACAGCAUGGCUUGUUAUGGAAUAUUGUUUAGGAUCAGCUUCAGACUUACUAGAAGUUCAUAAAAAGCCGUUGCAAGAAGUGGAAAUUGCUGCAAUCACCCAUGGUGCUCUCCAAGGAUUGGCCUACUUGCAUUCCCACAACCUGAUCCAUCGGGACAUCAAGGCAGGGAACAUUCUACUGACGGAACCCGGGCAGGUGAAGCUGGCUGAUUUUGGGUCGGCCUCCAUCGCUUCCCCUGCCAAUUCGUUUGUGGGGACCCCCUACUGGAUGGCCCCAGAAGUGAUCCUGGCCAUGGACGAAGGGCAGUACGACGGUAAAGUUGACGUGUGGUCUCUCGGGAUCACCUGCAUUGAAUUAGCGGAACGGAAGCCUCCGUUGUUUAACAUGAACGCCAUGAGUGCCUUAUAUCACAUAGCGCAGAAUGAAUCCCCCCUCCUCCAGUCCAGCGAGUGGUCUGAUUAUUUCCGAAACUUUGUAGAUUCCUGUCUCCAGAAAAUCCCCCAAGACAGACCAACGUCCGAGGAACUCCUGAAGCACGUCUUUGUGGUCCGAGACCGCCCGGAAACCGUGUUAAUAGACCUAAUACAGAGAACCAAGGACGCCGUGAGAGAGCUGGACAACCUCCAGUAUCGCAAAAUGAAGAAGCUCCUCUUCCAGGAGGCCCACAACGGACCAGCAGUGGAAGCCCAGGAGGAGGAAGAGGAGCAAGACCCCAGCAUGGGCCGGACGGGAACGGUGAACAGUGUGGGGAGCAACCAGUCCAUCCCCAGUAUGUCCAUCAGCGCCAGUAGCCAAAGCAGCAGCGUCAACAGUCUUCCAGACGCUUCCGACGACAAAAGCGAGCUGGAUAUCAUGGAAGGAGACCACACGGUGAUGUCCAACAGCUCCGUCAUCCAUCUGAAGCCGGAGGAAGAAAACUACAGGGAGGAUUCGGAUGCUCGGCUGAAAGGAUCGGAGCCCCAGUCACCACCCCAAGGGACGCGCCACCGAUCCCACUACCGCAACCGAGAGCACUUUGCUACCAUACGCACAGCUUCACUGGUAACCAGGCAGAUGCAGGAACAUGAGCAGGACUCAGAGCUGCGGGAACAGAUGUCCGGCUACAAGCGCAUGAGGCGGCAGCACCAGAAGCAGCUGAUGGCCCUGGAGAACAAGCUGAAGACCGAGAUGGAUGACCAUCGCCUGCGCCUGGACAAGGACCUGGAAACGCAGCGCAACAAUUUUGCGGCGGAGAUGGAGAAACUCGUCAAGAAGCACCAGGCAGCCAUGGAGAAAGAGGCGAAAGUGAUGGCCAACGAGGAGAAGAAGUUUCAGCAGCACAUCCAGACGCAACAGAAGAAAGAGCUGAACAGCUUUUUGGAAUCCCAGAAGAGAGAGUACAAACUCCGCAAAGAGCAGCUGAAAGAGGAACUGAACGAGAACCAGAGCACCCCCAAGAAGGAGAAGCAGGAGUGGCUGUCCAAGCAGAAGGAGAACAUCCAGCACUUCCAGGCCGAGGAAGAGGCCAACCUGCUGCGGCGCCAGAGGCAAUACCUGGAGCUGGAGUGCCGGCGGUUCAAGAGGAGGAUGCUGCUGGCCCGCCAUAAUCUGGAGCAGGACCUGGUCCGGGAGGAGCUGAACAAGAGGCAGACCCAGAAGGACCUGGAGCACGCCAUGCUGCUGCGCCAGCACGAGUCCAUGCAAGAGCUGGAGUUCCGGCACCUCAGCACCAUCCAGAAGAUGCGCUGCGAACUCAUUCGGCUGCAGCACCAGACCGAGCUGACCAACCAGCUGGAGUACAACAAACGGCGGGAGAGGGAGCUGCGGCGGAAGCACGUCAUGGAGGUCCGGCAGCAGCCCAAGAGCCUGAAGUCCAAGGAGCUUCAGAUCAAGAAACAGUUCCAGGACACCUGCAAGAUCCAGACCCGGCAGUACAAGGCCCUGCGGAACCACCUGCUGGAGACCACGCCCAAGAGCGAGCACAAGGCCGUGCUGAAGCGGCUGAAGGAGGAGCAGACCCGCAAGUUGGCCAUCCUGGCCGAGCAGUACGACCACAGCAUCAACGAGAUGCUCUCCACGCAAGCGCUGCGUCUGGACGAAGCCCAGGAAGCGGAGUGCCAGGUCUUGAAAAUGCAACUACAGCAGGAACUGGAGCUGCUCAACGCCUACCAGAGCAAAAUCAAGAUGCAGGCCGAGGCCCAGCACGACCGGGAGAUGCGUGAACUGGAGCAGAGGGUCUCCCUGCGGAGGGCUAUCCUGGAACAGAAGAUCGAGGAAGAGAUGUUGGCUCUGCAGAACGAGCGCACGGAGCGGAUCCGAGGCCUGCUGGAGCGCCAGGCGCGGGAAAUCGAGGCCUUUGAUUCGGAGAGCAUGCGCCUGGGCUUCGGCAACAUGUUGCUCUCCAAUCUCUCCCCCGAGGCCUUCAGCCACAGCUACCCCGGAGCCUCCAGCUGGUCCCACCACCCUUCAGGAGGUCCGGGCCCUCCCUGGGGCCACCCCAUGGCAAGCCAGCCACAGGCCUGGGGCCAUCCCAUGCCAGGGGGCCCCCAGCCGUGGGGACACCCUUCGGGGCCCCUGCAGGCAGUGCCACGGGGCGGCUCGCUCGGGGUCCGUAACAGCCCCCAGGCCCUGAGGCGGACGCCUUCCGGGGGACGGACAGAGCCGGGCAUGAGCCGCAGCGCCAGCGUCACCUCGCAAAUCUCCAAUGGGUCACACAUGUCUUACACAUAAUACCUUCCGUUCGGUGCCCCCCUUUUUUACGGGCUGGGCCACCCCGCCGGCGCCGUCUGCCCGCCCGCAGGAACUGCCAACAAGGCCUCUUCUCCACCUCCCCUACCACCACCACCCCACCCCCCAGGAACCGGUCCCCGGCAGCGCAGGCUUGGGGAAGGGAAGGGGGGGGGCUGCCGUUCAGCGGGGCCCGUCUCUCGCGCGCGGCAAGUCUUGCGUUCCGCGUUUGCUAUCUGGAAUGUCGUAGUAUUUGGCUGUAGCGUGGCGCUCUCUCUCUCUCUCUCUCUCGCCUGACAUAGCACCGGCUUUAAGGAAGCUCCGUGCAAGGCAGAAGGGGUGGCAAUGCCUCACCCCCACACACACACCCCCUCGGGGCUGUGGGGAGAGCAGGGUCCCCGCCUUCUCUCCAGCUCAAGGAAGGCGAGAGGGUUUCCUCCCCCCCCCCCCCCUUUAGCCCCGCGGGUAACUUUGCCCAGUGGGGCCUGGAGUCCCGGCGCCUUUCCUUUUCGUGUCGGUUCAGCCGCCCCCUCCAACACC
Molecule: messenger RNA, 3656 nt
Organism: Pseudonaja textilis
Lineage: Eukaryota; Metazoa; Chordata; Lepidosauria; Squamata; Elapidae
Source: RefSeq, a predicted model, not a curated record